ACCAACUGCAUCUCACAUCUGGAAAGAAUUAUCAAGAUGGUAUAAUAUAUUAAGAUGGUGUAAUAUAUGUCAUAAUGCUACAAAUGAUGAUGAGUCAGCAAUAUUAAAGGCAUUCCAGUCUGCAGAUGAAUUUAUUCCAAUACUAUCAACGAAAUCGCAAAUUUAUUCUAAAGAUAAACUUUCAAGUAAACUGCUUAAUUUUUGUAAAG
Messenger RNA from Racocetra persica, 209 nucleotides. Lineage: Eukaryota; Fungi; Glomeromycota; Glomeromycetes; Diversisporales; Gigasporaceae. The record is from the annotation of a GenBank genome assembly.